GCCAUGUUUACAUUGAGUAUUUGUGUAGUUUUUAGUGCUAAAUUCUUUGUAUUUUUACAAAAUUUCGUCAAUCAACUUGAUGAAUAUGCUGUUCGAUAAUUUCAUUUGCAAAUUCCUGUCAUAGCAAAACUUUUGGUUGAGCGGCUUUGGACAGUUGGACUAACCGAGACUGGUUUAUGUGGAUCACCGGAACCCGGGAACCUGUUCCAAAAUGGCUUAAUAAUAACAAUAAAAAAAUGGUUUUUCUGCCAUCUACGGUUUCUUCACAAAGAACCCAUUUAAAAUGGAAGAAUCAAACGAAGUUCAGGAAGGUUUUCUUUGUCCCUUAUGUAUGAAAGAUCUUAGGAGUCAAAAGUUAUUAGAAACACAUUUUAUUGACGAACAUUCUCUGGACGAUGCGUCGAAGGGGCAAAAUAUCAAAGGAAUUUUUGAUAAAGCAAAGCGUAUAAUAUUAGGGAAAGGCGAAGAAGGCCUUCAACCAAGUGGCUAUGAAAAAAAAGAAGAGCUGCAAGUCACGACUGUUGAAAAUGAACUUGAUUUCUUUUACUGGGAGCCGCAAGAGAUUGGAUUUACACAAGAUCAUACAAAUGAGUUCCGGAGGGCCAGAACACGGACGAUUAAUGAUGACAUGAUUGAAACAAACACAAUUCUAAUUAGACUUCAGAAGAUUCUAAAUGCCUUGACUGAUGCCCAAGAAUCGAAUUCAUUGAGCAAUUCGAAAAAGAAAGCCAAGGAGAAGAGUAUGGUACCAUGGAAAUCAGAUGAUGAUGCAAAGUUAUGUUUUGGUUGCAAGAAAACGUUUACAAUUUCAAGAAGAAAACAUCAUUGUAGAUUAUGUGGUCAGGUGAUUUGUGGCAAAUGUUCAGAAUUUCUACCACUUAGUUCAGCAGCUAUAUUUUGUGAAAUGGAUGGAGCCCAAGAUGUCAUUUUAAGUUUGGAUGACAAUGAGGCUAGUGAAAAAAGUGCACUACGCAUUUGUUACCAAUGUCAUGACUUGCUUCUCAAAAAUUAUGAAGUAGAGCGACAGAAGAAGAAAAAGAUACCAUUGGUUCAGCUUUACGAGAAACUCACAAUUUUAAUGGCAGAUGCAGACCUUCUUUUACCAGACUUCAACAGGAUGGCAGAAUCACUAAGUUUUGGUGAUACGCGGUAUACAUACCAAGAGGUUGUCACUACAAGACUGAAGUUACUCAAGAUGUACGAGUCACUAGAAGUUGUUGGUAAAAAAGUACUUGCUCUUGGAUACACAACAACAACAUCUGAAGAUGGUACAACCAAGACAGAAAGUCCUGGAAAAUCAUCCCAAAAACUUCACCGUGGGGUGCACUCUUAUAUAGCAAAUUACUUACAAAACAAUAUGUUUACAUUAAAAUCAAUUCCAUCAGAAGAAGAAUAUGCCUCCCUUCGACAAGAGAGAGCUAUGCUUUUGAAAAAACGAGCAGAACGUGAGAAAGCUCAGCAGGAGAAAGCAAUGAAAGAAAGAGCAAUGAUGCACAAGGAGGUUUUAAGAAAAGCAAGAGAUUCUCUACCAAGCUCUCCUGCUAUUAGACGCCAUGAAAUGUAUGCAGGACAAAGGCGAUAUUCAUUUGAUCCUGAAGUUAAUACACUUUCAGAACAAAUAAACAAUGUAAAAGAUUUUCUUGAUAAAGCCAGGGAGAAUGGACAAUAUGAUGAAGUGAGGUCAUUAGAAAGAAAUUUGAAUGAAUUACAAAUUGAAUAUAAUAAACGAAUCAGAAGAUGACAAGUGUCUUGAGAUCCUGCUUUCAUCCUGCUA
Molecule: messenger RNA, 1774 nt
Organism: Dendronephthya gigantea
Lineage: Eukaryota; Metazoa; Cnidaria; Anthozoa; Malacalcyonacea; Nephtheidae
Product: rabenosyn-5-like
Exons: 9
Coding region: 284-1741 (485 amino acids)
Molecular function (GO): metal ion binding
Source: RefSeq, a predicted model, not a curated record